This is a messenger RNA of Telopea speciosissima, 2527 nucleotides long. RefSeq names its product G-type lectin S-receptor-like serine/threonine-protein kinase At2g19130. The transcript has a single exon. NCBI's taxonomy places the organism in Eukaryota, Viridiplantae, Streptophyta, Magnoliopsida, Proteales, Proteaceae. The coding region runs from base 19 to 2418 and encodes 799 amino acids. Gene Ontology annotation, molecular function: protein serine/threonine kinase activity; ATP binding. Gene Ontology annotation, biological process: recognition of pollen; protein phosphorylation. The record is from RefSeq and is a predicted model, not a curated record.
GUCAGUGGUUGUGCCCAAAUGAGUAUCACAGAAAGUUCAUGGUUCUUACUCUUGUUUCUGUUUUAUUGCUUCUCUUUCACAACCCUUCUUUCUAAUGGAGCUAGCACCAUCUCUGCUGGUGAAUCUAUUUCUGGAGACCAGACCAUUAUCUCUGAACCAGAUGGGAACUUUGAAUUGGGCUUUUUCGCUACAGGUAAUAAAUCUCAAAACUAUUACAUAGGCAUUUGGUACAGAAAUAUCUCAGAAAGGACAUUUGUUUGGGAGGCAAACAGAGAUAAACCCAUCUCUGAUAAGUCUUCUUCACAACUGAAGCUCCUAGAGGAUGGCAAUCUAGCUCUCCUCGAUUCAUCAAAAAGCCAUAUUUGGUGUACCAAUUUGACCUCCUUAACCAUGAAUUCUACGGAGGCAGUGCUUCUUGACUCUGGAAAUCUGGUUUUGAGACACAAACUAAACUCCUCUGCUUUCAUUUGGCAGAGUUUUGAUCACCAAACUAAUGCUUGGUUACCGGGUGGGAAGCUUGGUCGGAAUAAACUCACCAAUACUUCACAGAUGCUUACUUCAUGGAAGAAUUCAGAGGAUCCUGCUAUGGGGAUCUUCUCUUAUCAGCUGGACCCUGCUGGAAGCAAUCAGUAUUUUCUAUGGUGGAAUAGGUCUCAAAGAUACUGGACUAGUGGGUCUUGGAAUGGGCAUAGAUUUGGCGCAGUUCCUCAGAUGGACGACAAUAAUUACUUCAACUACAGUUAUGUAUCAAACCAGAACGAGAGCUAUUUCACUUAUAAUGUAUACAAUACUUCUUUCAUCACUAGAUCCGUGAUGGAUGUGACAGGGCAGAUCAAGCAAUUUGUAUGGCUGGAUGGUGUUGGCUGGAAUUUAUUUUAUUCUCAGCCAAGUCAUGUAUGUGAGGUUUAUGUUCUCUGCGGACCUUUCGGUGCCUGCAAUCGGCAACAUUUGCCCUUUUGUGAAUGUUUGCAAGGUUUUAGUCCACGCUCAACAACAGAUUAUUAUAAUCUGAGUGAUUGGUCUGGUGGUUGUGUGAGAAGAACCCCUUUGCUUUGUGGAAACAAUGUUUCUGUAAAUAAGGAGAAAGAUGGAUUCUUGCUGAUGCCCAAUAUGAGAUUGCCCGCAAAUCCGCAAUCUUUGGAGGUUGAGAGUGCCCAAGCAUGCGAAUUGGCUUGCCUAAAUAGCUGUUCUUGUGCUGCUUAUACGUAUGAUGACAGGUGUUCAGUAUGGGAAGGAAAUCUCUUGAAUCUGCAACGACUCUCACAAGGUGACAGUGGCGGAGGAAAUCUAUAUCUCAAACUAGCUGCUUCUGAGCUUUCAAGUUCUGGAGGUAAGAAGAAGAGAUCACUUACUGGUACUAUUGUUGGUGUUAUUUCAGGGGUUGUACUGCUCUUGGGAUCUGUUUUGGUGCUAUUCUUGUGGUGGCGAAGAAGGAAUUUAUUCGGACAUUCAAAUCAAAUUGAGGGUUCUUUGGUUCAAUUUUCAUACAAAGACUUACAAAUUGCAACUAAGAACUUUGCUGAAAAGAUAGGAAGAGGAGGAUUUGGUUGUGUCUUUAAAGGGACAUUGCCUGAUUUAACUGUUGUAGCUGUGAAGAAACUUGAAGGCCUCAGUCAAGGAGAGAAGCAGUUCCGAUCUGAAGUAAGCACGAUUGGGAUGAUUCAGCACAUUAACCUCGUUCGCCUUCGAGGGUUCUGCUGUCAAGGUAGUAAAAGGUUACUGGUCUAUGAUUUAAUGCCAAAGGGCUCUUUAGAUUCCCAUCUGUUUCAUGACAAAAAGGACUUUAAGCUUUUAGAUUGGAAAACAAGAUACCAAAUUGCUCUUGGAACAGCAAAAGGAAUAACUUAUCUACAUGAGAAGUGCAGAGACUGCAUCAUACACAGUGAUAUUAAACCGGGGAACAUACUUUUAGAUGCUGAAUUUUGUCCCAAGGUGGCAGACUUUGGCAUGGCAAAAAUUGUUGGCCGGGAUUUUAGUCGGGUGUUGACAAGCAUGAGAGGGACCAUUGGAUACAUUGCACCAGAGUGGAUUUCCGGUGCGGCAAUCACAGCCAAAGCUGAUGUUUACAGCUAUGGUAUGUUGCUCUUUGAGCUUAUAUCAGGGAGGAGAAACUCUGAUCAACGUGGGGAUUGGAAGUUUAGAUACUUUCCUACUUGGGCAGCAAGAAAAAUCAACGAAAACAGAGAAAUAAUUAGCCUCCUUGACCACAGGUUAGAAGGUGAUGCUGAUCAUACAGAACUCACUAGAGCCUGUAAAGUUGCUUGUUGGUGCAUCCAAGAUGAAGCUGAUAGGCCACCAAUGGGGCUAGUGGUUCAGAUGCUUGAAGGGGUAAUGGAUGUUAACCCACCUCCACUUCCCAAAACUCUGCAGACUUAUGCGGAUAUCCAUGAAGAUGCCUCUGAGUCUUCAUCAAAUUGAGGUUCAUGAGAAUGUACUUCUUGGGCGAAAACCACUACUGUCAUCAACAAUUUCCACGAAAUGAAUAAGCUGAAACUGAGAUGAAGUUCUUAAUCAGUUCACAAAAUGG